CAAAAGCAGAAGGGAAACAUAUGAUUCACAGAAGAAGAAAAAAAAGUAUAAAUAAUAGCUUCUUUACACUUGAAAUGAGUGUCUGAGAACAAAUUAAUGAGUGAUGAGUUUGUGAGGAAGGGUGUAAUGAGACCUGAUCCCCAGGGUAGUUCCUGACAGUCAAGCUCUCCUGGUGUUGUUUUGUAGGUGUUCUCCAAUAUUGUGAUUUAUUUUGAGCUUCCAUCAAUUUUAUAAUGGCUUAUAAGCAGGGAGGGCAGGAUGAUCAACUACUCAAGCCAUGUAUUUGUCCAGCUGUGGUGUUUGCAUCUUUGCCUGGUGAUAUGUACUUAGCAGCCAAGAAUGGAGAUCUGAGAAGAGUGAGGAAGUACUUAGAAGACGGUCAUGAUAUUAAUGCAGCUGAUUCAGAUGGUUACACUCUGUUAUCGAGUGCCUGUGUUGGUGGCCAGCUGUCAGUCGUGCGGUUGCUUCAACGACAACCUCACCUCCAUCGCAACCCGCGCGACUGGGCAGGUGAUACGCCUCUUAUGUAUGCUGCAAUGAUGGGCCAUGCAGAAGUAGUGAAGGAAUUGAUAUCAAGACCUCACCAGUGUCGUCUAGAUGUAAAUGCAUGCAACAACUAUGAUGAGACGGCUCUAGAUUUAGCAAUUAUCAACAAUCAUGCUGAUGUCGAAAGCACCUUGCAGAAUGUCAAACUACCACAGUUAUCAGCUGGAGGAAAUAAUGGAAACGAGAGACUGAUAGUGAAGCCGUCAGUGUAUGUCGAGUUGAAAUUUGAAUGUGAAGUCUGCCUAGAGGACUAUGACAAGAAUGAGCGCCGGCCGAGAAUCCUGAGCUGCGGCCACUCCCUCUGUACAAGUUGCAUCACCGAAACACUAAACCACGGUCCCCUCAAGUGUCCAUUCUGCCGUUCGCCUCACGUUGUUAAUGUUAGGUUUGCCGCCGAAGUCCCUGUAAACUUUACCGUUGAUGGUGUGAUACAGCAACAGGGAACAUAAUUUUUUUUAUGUUUUCUUUCUUUCCUUUUUAUUAUUUUUUUAUUUUCUUUUUUAUUUCUUACAAGUCGAAGCAAUAGAAAUACGGUAGCUGUGAUGAGGAUGAUCAUUAUGGUCUUCAGUUCUGUGAUUUAUAAAUACAUAUCUAAGUGGUACCAAACGCAAGGUGACGUUUAUGAGGAAAAUAUCAGUAUUAAUGCAACUGUGUAGCUUUAAUGUUAAAGGUUUAUUUCAUAUAAUAAAGUCUAUAUGUUUGAACUUGUAAUUUCUGUUUUACAAGGAUAUUUACAGUUUCACUUGGAAGUUGGGUCUGUGAAUAGACAUUUGCAAGUUACGUAUAGAAAUAUAUCCAAUAAUAGUAUUGCUCACUUAUUUUUGUUCAUGUUGAUUCAUGAAUUAUAUUACCUAGUACAGAUAACGUACAGAUUAGUUUUUGCUUCUAAUUUUGCAACUGUGAAUGUAGUCCUAUUAUUUAUUGCUGAUCUGUAUAUGAAAUUCCUUUUCUUCAAUAUUUUCUUUUCUUUUCUUUUUCUUUUUUUUUUGCAAGAUUGCCUGCACUAGUUAUUUGCAAAAAGUUAUAUCUUGCAAAGUUUCAUGCCAAGUAUAGGCCAACAAAUGUAUUAAUGGAGUUCACAUGUUAUAAUUGUUAAAUGUUAUUUCAGGAAAAUGAGUAUAUUUAUUCACUUGCAAAAAUUACAUCUAUCUCUUUUUUACCCAUAUGAAUAUUAGUAUACAUUUCGUGUAAAGAAAUACACAUGCUAACCCUACCGUCCUCUUUUUUAAAUACUAUUUUAAGGUUUAUGGUUCAAUUCAAUGCGGGCCGAUGUAAUGAUAGGUCUUAACCCACAGAUGCUGGGGUGGCAAGAAUGCAUGCCCUGUACACUAUGAUUUAAGUUUAUUAAUUGUUUUUACACAUAGUUGGUUCCACAGGUGCUCAGUCCUUACUAUGUAUCUCACCUAUUUAACAUUUUAUUUUCAGAAAGGUUAAUUUUUAUUCUUUACCAUUAUUAGUAGGACUGGUGUUAAUUAUAUGAAAAUAAUCAUAAUGUUGAUGUUGAUAAUAACAAUGUCAAUAUUAACAGAAUCAGAAAAAAUAUUUUCCCCAAAGCUAAGGAAAGAAGAAGUCAGGGGAAGGUACAUAUUAGCUCCAUAGUGAAUGAAUAUUUGUGGAACCAUUUACGUAAAAACUAAAUUCACAGAAUUGAAAUAUAGUGGAAUAGUACAUUUACCUGGCAUCUGUGGGUUAACUGCACCUUAUACAAAGAUGUGGGGUUCAGGUUUUGCUGGGAGCAAAAUCACACUAGUCUUAUAGAAGAUAUUUUAGAAAGAAUGAGAAAGUUUAACAUGGUUUAGUUAUAUUCUGAUACAGUUUUGUUAUCUAUAUAUAUUUUAGUUCCUUAUUACUUUUAUUUGGAAUUUUGGUUAUGUUUACCCAUUGUAUUUUAGUAACCAGUCUAAUUGAUAGCUAUAAAUUUUGUGUGUGUAGUACUUAUACACACAUUUUGAACUUUUACAAAAGAAACUCAUAUAUGUAUUUUUAUGCUUUUCUUGUGCUUGAUACGCUCUCAGAAUCUGUUUCCAAUACACUGUGUAUUACAAUGAA
Messenger RNA from Penaeus indicus, 2595 nucleotides. Its product is annotated as ankyrin repeat domain-containing protein 17-like. Bases 234 to 995 code for a protein of 253 amino acids. NCBI's taxonomy places the organism in Eukaryota, Metazoa, Arthropoda, Malacostraca, Decapoda, Penaeidae. Gene Ontology annotation, molecular function: protein binding. The record is from RefSeq and is a predicted model, not a curated record. Gene Ontology annotation, biological process: regulation of gene expression. The transcript has 7 exons. Gene Ontology annotation, cellular component: nucleus.